AUGCUGGUCUUCAUACUAGUCAUCCUAGAGCCAGAUUGGUCCCAGGAAACAGAUCUGCUCUGCAAGGGCAUCACGCUGCGGUACCGACUCUCCGAUCUCUCCAACGCCAGCGCCACGGGCUCGCCGGGCCAGCUGGCCGUGGUGCGGCGCGCGGACAACACGCCGCGGGCCAACAUGACCUCGUACUACCUCGCCGUGCCGUCAGCCGCCACGUCAUCAUCAUCGUCCACUUCACGUGUGGUGGUGAUGGUGGUGGAGGUGUUCGACGUGGCGCUCGUGGAUGACGCGGCUUUCGUGCCCAUUGUGCACGCCGUCGACGUGGCGAGCGACAGCGACGGCGACCACUACGAGCUAGUGCUGGCCCUCCCGGCCUUCAACCGAUCGCUGUUCUACGACCCGAGCAUCGGGCUGGGCGUGCUGCUGGGCUCUUCGGGCGGACGCGAUGGCGGCGGCGGCAGCGGCGGUGACGACGUGGGCCUCAUCGUGGGCGUGGUGGUGGCCGUCGGCGUGGCGGCGGUGGUCGUGGUGGCCGUGAUCGUGGCUGGUGUUGCCCUCGCCGUGUGGCGCAAGCGGCGCCACUUGCACUCGGGCGUGGUCCACUUUGACAACCAGGCCGAUGAAAGUAGGUUGUGA
This is a messenger RNA of Acanthamoeba castellanii str. Neff, 633 nucleotides long. RefSeq lists its product as uncharacterized. The transcript is spliced from 2 exons. The record is from RefSeq and is a predicted model, not a curated record. Bases 1 to 633 code for a protein of 210 amino acids. Lineage: Eukaryota; Discosea; Longamoebia; Acanthamoebidae.